AAAAGAAAAACGAAAGUGACAGCUGGAGCCCAUGAUUUCCUGGAAGAGCAAACCAGUUUCGCAAUCAAUUCCUGUUAAAAAGCCACCCUACUCUUGCUAUCUGUCUUUCUCCAGCCCAGACGCUCACAGCCUCCUGCAGGACCAGGGGGCCUCGGAGAGUCAAGGACAGAGGUUCAGGAUCUUCCUCUCCCUCGGGACCCGAGGCCACAAAGGAGAGCUCCGUGGAGAGAAGGUAGUACAGCGUCUCUUCCCAGCCAGAACACCUGUCAUUCUGAAUAUGAGUAGGAUCAGAAACACGCUACCUCCAGCCUGCCAAGAAAAUCAUUUGACUCCUGGGGACACAGAUUUGGUGCCACAGAGGCUGCUGGACAACCAGGCAGAGAAAGAAAGUGAGGCUGGUGUUGAUUUGAAAAGGGAUGAGGAAGAUGUUCCUCUGUGUGAAGAUGUGGAGCUACAAGACAGAGAUCUGUCCCCCGAAGAAAAAAUAUUUUUGAAAGAAUUUCCCAGAUUGAAAAAAGAUCUAAAAGGGAACAUUAACAAGCUCCGUGCCCUUGCAGAGGAUGUUGACAAAACCCAUAAGAAAUUCACCAAGGCUAACAUAGUGGUCAACUCUACUGCUGUCAUCAGUGAAGCGAUGAGCCUCCUGGGUUUCGCCUUUGCCCCAGUAACAGGAGGAGUAAGCCUACUGCUCUACACCACUGGUCAAGGUUUGGCAGCAGCAGCUGCGGUCACCAGCAUCGUGAGUGGUAUGUUGGAAAAAUCCGAAAAUAAAAAAGCCCAAGCACAGGCUGAAGACAUACUGCCCACCCAUGACCAAGAGGACAGGGAGGAUGAGGAAAACAGGGCAGACUAUGUCACAGCUGCUGCAAAGAUUUCCUAUAGUGGUGUAAACACCUUGGAGUAUGCCAAGAAAAACAUCCAUGUAUUUCAGAAACUCAGAGCUGACCCACGCUUGGCCAGUGCUAGCAAGCGUCUUCUGACCACUGGCCAAGUCUCCUCCCAGAGCAUCGAGCAUAUACAAAAGGCCUUUGGGGAAACACUGCCGAUGACCAAAAAUGCUUGCCUGCGGGGAGGUGUGAUGUCCGUCAUCUCCCUUGGCUUUGACUGGGCCACUCUCUCAAAGGAAUGGAAGCACCUGAAGGAAGGAGCAAGGACAAAGUUUGCGGAAGAGUUGAGAGCCGAGGCCUCGGAGCUGGAGAGGAAACUCACCUUACUCACCGAGUACUACCAGAGCUUGCAACAGAAAGUUGAAGUCCUAAACCAAAAUGUGGCUGUAUUUAGAGAUGGACCCUUUGGGAGGUAAUUAGGGUUGAAUGAGGCCAUAGGGUGAGGUUCUUACCCAAUGGAAUUGACCUCCUUAUAAGAGGAAGAGGAAAUACAAGAGGACCUCCCCACCCCUGCUGCACACCUGCACUGAAGGAAGGCUAUUUGUAGACACAGCAAGAAGGCAGCCAUCUGCAAGGCAGAAGAAGAGAGCCCUCACCAGGAACUGAAUGAAUCAGCAGCUCAGCCGGGGACUUCUAGCCUCUGGAACUGUGAAACAAUAAAUUUCUGUGGUGUAAGCAACUCAAUCUAUAGUAGUUCAUUACUAGUUUGUUAUAGUAACCGAAGAUGACUAAGCCAAGGAGGUUAUGUCACUCGCCAAGUGUCUUAGUCUGUUUGUGCUGCUUUAACAAAAUACCUUAGACGGAGUAAUUUACAAACAACAGAGAUGUACCCAGAAACCCACAGUUCUGGAGGCUGGGAAGUCCAAAAUCAAGGCACCAGCAGAUUCCGUAUCUGGUGAAGGUUCACUCUGCUUCACAGAUGGCACCGUCUUGCUGUGUCCUCAUAUGGCAGAAGGGGCAAACAGGCCCCCCGGGUCUCUUUUAUAAAGGCACUAAUUCCAUGCCUAAAGGCAGGGCCCUCAUGACUCUAUCACCUACCAAAAGGCUCCACUUAUUUAUACUAUUGGAGGUGUAGAAGGAACUUCCUUUCUAGACCUUGAAGGUUUAAGAAUUUGAAUCUAUAAAACAAGCUGACAAUAGACAGGUUAACAGGAGAAAAGGCAUAUACAUUUUUUAAUGUGGGCCAGAUGGUGGAAGCUUAAAUAGCACCCCAAGCUACAGGAAGUGGGGCCCCUGAUGGGGAGGUAAAGACACAGGCCAUGGGAGGGGGUAGGGGCAGGAAGUAUAUGGUAAGCAAAGUUUGCCUUAUUACACUGAGAAAGUGUAAUUACACUGAUAAAGGUAGAUCACCUGAGGUCAGGACUUUGAGACCAGCCUGGCCAACAUGGCAAUACCUUGUCUCUACUAUAAAUACAAAAAUUAGCCAGAUGUAGUGGCAGGGUACUUGUAAUCCCAUCUA
Messenger RNA from Rhinopithecus roxellana (golden snub-nosed monkey), 2346 nucleotides. RefSeq names its product apolipoprotein L6 (gene APOL6). Gene Ontology annotation, cellular component: extracellular region; membrane. Gene Ontology annotation, molecular function: lipid binding. The record is from RefSeq and is a predicted model, not a curated record. The transcript has 5 exons. Gene Ontology annotation, biological process: lipoprotein metabolic process; lipid transport. Bases 32 to 1303 code for a protein of 423 amino acids. NCBI's taxonomy places the organism in Eukaryota, Metazoa, Chordata, Mammalia, Primates, Cercopithecidae.